Oncorhynchus tshawytscha (Chinook salmon) is the source of this 932-nucleotide messenger RNA. It is a transcript of the gene emd, whose product is annotated as emerin (Emery-Dreifuss muscular dystrophy). Lineage: Eukaryota; Metazoa; Chordata; Actinopteri; Salmoniformes; Salmonidae. The transcript has 8 exons. The record is from RefSeq and is a predicted model, not a curated record. The coding region runs from base 119 to 805 and encodes 228 amino acids.
AGGAAUGUUGUGUGGUAGUGGGUGGGGACAGAAGCUUGAUUUUUGGAAAUGAAAGUGUAAGUCAACACGAGUAAUUGUCUGUUUCAAUCAGAGUAGCUACAAAUAUAUCGCAGACAGUAUGGCCGCACUGCGCAAUAAAUCUGACCAAGAAAUCAAGGACCUGCUGGAUGAGUAUGGAAUUAAGCAUGGUCCUGUCGUUGACACUACAAGACCACUGUAUGAGAAGAAGCUGAAAGAAACCAUGGCCAAAGCCAAGGUCACUGUGACAAAACCAUCCCCAGACAGAACCUUCUACAGAGAGGACCAGGAAGAAGUCACCUAUGUCACCUAUCAGACACCAGUUAGAAGUGAGGGUCCUUCUGGAGAUGGGAAACCCUACAUGAGAUCAAGACCAGAGUACAGCGAGAGGGACCGGGUGGAUGAUAAACCCUAUUCAAGACCAGAGUACAGUGAGAGGGACCGGGUGGAUGAUAAACCCUAUUCAAGAUCAAGACCAGAGUACAGCGAGAGGGACCGGUUGGAUGAUAAACUCUAUUCGAGAUCAAGACCAGAGUACAGCAGCGGAAGACCGUACAUUGAUGAGCCCCAUGUCUACAACACACCGUCGUCAUCAUCCUACUCCAAACCAACGCCUGUGGUGAAGUCUGGAGGUGGCGUUGUGAAGAAGGAAAACACAACGAGUUCUGGGAGACUGAUCCCUCUCUGGGUCCAGUUCCUGGUCUUCCUGAUCCUAGCCGGGUUCCUCUACUUCAUAUUCACUAACAUGGAGUCUGCAGAGAGUAGCCCCUUUAACAGAAUCCAAUGAUCAAAAAUGUACAAAUAAAUGUCAAUCUGGGAUAUGUUCUUUUAGGCACGAAAUGGUCCAAAAUGGGGAAGUACUAUUUGUUCUUGAGCUAUAAGAAUCACUCGUUUUCUGAUGGACAAUGUUUUUU